Molecule: messenger RNA, 1164 nt
Organism: Anolis carolinensis (green anole)
Lineage: Eukaryota; Metazoa; Chordata; Lepidosauria; Squamata; Anolidae
Gene: glod5
Product: glyoxalase domain containing 5
Exons: 4
Coding region: 34-627 (197 amino acids)
Source: RefSeq, a predicted model, not a curated record
ACAAAAUUGUAUUACAUAACUCUCGCUCCGCGCAUGCAACCAAGUCUGGUUCUCCAGGGAGGGCUGACCUUUGCUGGAAGCAGGUGCCAGCCAAACCUGCCAGGUGUUGGACUCCGCCCCCAGGAAAUGCUGAGCCGAAGGGCACCCCGACUGCUGACUUUGCACCGCUCUUUCCAGGUUCGCAUUUCUCAGGCUAUGUCUCAAGGAGGGAACAGUGCCGCCCUGCCACCUCCUUGCCGUGGGCUCAUCCUUGGCAUGGACCACGUGGUGAUGACUGUGAGGAGCAUUGCAGACACUGCGGCCUUCUACUCCAAGGUGCUGGGCAUGGAGGUGGUCUCCUUCAAGGGAAACCGCAAAGCCUUGCAUUUUGGGAACCAGAAGAUCAACCUCCAUGAAGCAGGGAAGGAAUUUGAACCCAAAGCCCUGCAUCCGACGCCAGGCUCCUUGGACAUCUGCUUCAUCACGGAAAUGCCUCUGGAGACACUCAUGGAGCACUUGAAGGCAUGUGGGGUCAAAAUUGAAGAAGGUCCAGUGUCCAGAACAGGGGCAAUGGGCCCAAUAAGGUCCGUUUACUUCCGAGAUCCUGACCAGAACCUUCUGGAAAUCUCUAACUACAUAAAGAGUUAGAGCCAUAGUAAAUUCAUCUCUGGAUCAGCAAAAUCUGUCCGCUCCAUUUUCAGGUCUAAAAAUAUAAUCCAAGCUCAGGUCUAGUGUGGUUGCAGUAGGACCAAGUACAACCCUCCACUUUGUAAAUCCGUUCUGGGAUUUAGUCAAAACUUUAAACGGGUUGUCCAAGGUACUGAACCUAUUCAAGGAAAUGGAGCACAACCAUGUUCUGCAAAGUUUGAUUUAAAAACAAGAGCGGAUUGUCCAUUCCAUUGUCAUGGAAGCUCCAGUUGCCAUAUUCCCGGAGAAAAAGGAAAAGGAAAAUGGAAAGAAGAUCAUAAAAAUCGAAUAGAUGUAAUCUGGAAAAGAGACGAAAUACUAACAAGACAGAUUAUUUUGUUUCUGAAAACAACCCAAUGCAUUUCAAUUAAGAAUAUGUUCCUGGCCUUCUUCAGGGGCUGUCAAAAGGAAAACAGAGAGGCAGCGCAUAGGAAAUAGUAACUAUAAACAAGAAGCAAGUUACAGUUUGCCAAAUCAAUAAAGGUCAAUUGUAUUCUA